ACUCCCCCCUCACACUUUCUCUCCUGCCAACACCCUAAUUCAGUCUCAUCGACUAAAAAAAAAUGGAAGAUCUCGAGAUCCGAUGCGCGGUUGCAGUACUGAUCUCCUCCUUGAUCGCUGCGUGGGCAUACCGGCGGCGGUCGGUGGAUCUCUCCGGCGUGUUCGCCGGAAUCCCUGUGAUGGUUGUUCACGCGGCCGUCGAUUAUAGAUUUGCGGCGUUGCUUCUUGUUUUCUUCUAUACGUCGUCGAAGGUGACAAGGAUUGGGGAAGAGAAGAAGAGGGGUGUUGAUGAGGGGUUUAAGGAAGGAGGUCAGCGGAACUGGUUGCAGGUUCUAGCUAACAGUGCAAUUGCUACUAUUCUAAUAGUUAUGGCUGGGAAAAUGACUGGAGGACAAGAUAUGUGCUUGAACACGAAAGAUUCAUGCCUUGUAACUUGCCUUAUGGGCGGUAUAAUUGGACACUACUCCUGUUGUAAUGGAGAUACCUGGUCAUCUGAACUCGGAAUGCUUAGUAAUACACAACCUCGUCUAGUUACAAACUUCAAGAUAGUCCGAAAGGGCACGAAUGGGGGGAUCACUAUUAAUGGGCUUCUAGCAGCUGCAGCGGGUGGUUUCGUCAUUGGCCUCACCUUUGUACUUGUUGGGUUUUUUACAGUUAAAUGUGCUGCAGAUAUAGCCUGGAGGCAGCUAUUGGUAGUACCCAUUGCUGCAGUAGCUGGGCUCUGUGGAAGCCUGAUAGAUUCAAUAUUAGGUGCAAUGCUUCAGUUCAGUGGAUACUGCACCCUUCGGAAGAAGGUGGUUGGAAAGCCUGGGCCAACUGUGAUCAAAAUCUCAGGAACAAACAUCCUGGACAACAAUGCCGUGAAUGCUUUAUCAGUACUUUUAACAUCAUUGCUUACUGCCAUUACUUGCUUGUACAUCUUCUAGGAAUAAGGUUAGACCCCUCUGGUUUUGUUUUAUACUUUAUACGAUGUCCGUAAUUUAGUAUUGAUCUUCACAAUUCACAUACUGUACCAUAUUUAUUUUUAUGAGAAAAAUUAAUUUUGAGGGGGUCAAAAUUGAAUACCUGCUCUUUUUGGAAAUUUGGUGUUAAAUGAGAAACGAAGUUAUUCUAUCUGGAUAAACGGUUAACUUGCAUGUUAUUCCAUACAAUUCUUCCAGAACAUAACUAUUUAGCGGAGCCUAUAACCAAAAUGAACAGGAAAGGUAAACAUUAUUCUUAACUGGGAAAGAACAUAACUUUGUAUAUAGAGAAACUUACUUUAAAGUUGUAUUUGGCUGGAAGAGUUGGUCAGAAUUGUUAACUCCUAGUAACUCUUGCCGAAUGCUCCAAAGCCUAUGAGCUAUCUCUCCUAAUCGUGACAUGGCCAUGAAGA
Asparagus officinalis (garden asparagus) is the source of this 1375-nucleotide messenger RNA. RefSeq names its product protein PGR-like. The record is from RefSeq and is a predicted model, not a curated record. The transcript is spliced from 5 exons. Gene Ontology annotation, cellular component: membrane. The coding region runs from base 63 to 926 and encodes 287 amino acids. NCBI's taxonomy places the organism in Eukaryota, Viridiplantae, Streptophyta, Magnoliopsida, Asparagales, Asparagaceae.